This is a messenger RNA of Calypte anna (Anna's hummingbird), 1823 nucleotides long. It is a transcript of the gene HYAL2, whose product is annotated as hyaluronidase 2. Gene Ontology annotation, biological process: hyaluronan catabolic process; carbohydrate metabolic process. Bases 57 to 1472 code for a protein of 471 amino acids. Gene Ontology annotation, molecular function: hyalurononglucosaminidase activity; hyaluronoglucuronidase activity. The transcript has 4 exons. NCBI's taxonomy places the organism in Eukaryota, Metazoa, Chordata, Aves, Apodiformes, Trochilidae. The record is from RefSeq and is a predicted model, not a curated record.
GCGCCGGUGGGAGCCCGCGGCGGGGAAUGGCGUGAGGCGGCCCCGCCUUGGGCAGGAUGCGCGGGGGCUGCGCGCUGGCCGUGGCCCUUCCCUGGCUGGCCCUGCUGGCCCUGGCCUGGCAGCCCCCCGAGAAGCCAGCGGCCACCCCACUGUUCACCCGCCGGCCCUUCUUGGUGGCCUGGAAUGUGCCCACCCAGGACUGCAAGCCCCGCUUCCAGGUGCCCCUCGACUUCAGUGUCUUUGACCUGCAAGCCUCCCCCAACGAGGGCUUCGUGGGGCAGAACCUCACCAUCUUCUACAAGGAGCGCCUGGGGCUCUACCCCUACUACAACGAGCAGCGUGUGGCCAUCAACGGUGGCAUCCCCCAAAACAGCAGCCUGUCCAAGCACCUCGCCAACCUUCAUGAGGGCAUCAACAAGUACAUCCGCUCACCUGCCAAGGAAGGACUGGCUGUUAUCGACUGGGAGGAGUGGCGGCCAAUCUGGGCACGCAACUGGAAGCCCAAGGACAUCUACCGGGAGGUGUCUCAGCAUCUGGUGCACCAGCGGCAGCUCAACUGGUCCCGUGAGGAGGUGAACAAGCAGGCAGUGUUUGAGUUUGAGUUGGCCGCCCGGCAGUUCAUGGUGAGCACCCUGCGUGUGGCCAAGAGCUUCCGCCCCAAGCAGCUCUGGGGGUUCUACCUCUUCCCCGACUGCUACAACCAUGACUACAGCAAGAACAAGGAGAGCUACACUGGGCAGUGCCCGGAUGUGGAGAAAACACGCAAUGACCAGCUGUCCUGGCUCUGGAAGGAGAGCAUGGCCCUCUACCCCUCCAUCUACCUCGAAGCUCUCCUGGCGUCCACCCCUAACAGCCGCAAGUUUGUGCGGGCACGGGUGAUGGAGGCCAUGCGCAUCUCACAGCAACACCAUGAUGGUUACUCCCUGCCUGUCUUUGUCUACACCCGGCCCACCUACAUCCGCAAGCUGGACGUGCUCAGCCAGCUGGACCUGAUCUCCACCAUUGGAGAGAGCGCAGCGCUGGGUGCAGCUGGGGCCAUCUUCUGGGGUGAUGCAGACUACACUAAAAACCGGGACUCGUGCCAGAUCAUCAAGAACUACCUGGAGGGGGACCUGGGCCGCUACAUUGUGAACGUCACAACAGCAGCACAGCUCUGCAGCACAACGCUGUGCCAGGGCCGGGGCCGCUGCCUGCGCCAGGACAGCACCGCCGACGUCUUCCUCCACCUCAACUCCACCAGCUUCCAGCUGCGGCGCCGGGAAGGGGACAACUCCCAAGGCCCCCUCUACUGGCCCGAGGGCCAUCUGUCCCCUGCUGACACCCUCUUCCUACGGACCCACUUCCACUGCCACUGCUACCAGGGCUGGCAGGGUAGCAGCUGCCAGGUGCCCGCCAGCCCCCGCAGUCAUGCCCCAGCCCUCCUGGCACCGCUGGGGCUUGGGGUGCUGUUGGUGCUUGCCAGCUGGUGCUGAUCCCCCCCCUGGACUGAGCUGGCACCCCUUUUUUGUGGCGGUGGAGGGGACCUAUUUAAGAUUCCCCCACUCUGCCAGUGUGGCAGCUUGUUAUGGGGGUGCUGCCCCUCUCCGAGUGGGAGGGGUGUGUGUUGUUGCCCCCCCUCUGCCCUUCCUGCUGUAACGCGGGUGCCCCUCAUGGGGAUGGAGGGCAGGGUUGGGGGGCGGCCUCUCCUGUUGUAAGGAGAGGACGGGAGCGGGGGGGACUAAGGAGGGCAUGGGGGCAGGGAGCGGGUGCUGCGUGGUGCUGAGCCCCUGUGCGCUGCCCCACACUGAAGUGCUUUACCUCGAAUAAAUCUGGGCGGAGUGUCA